Molecule: messenger RNA, 693 nt
Organism: Drosophila montana
Lineage: Eukaryota; Metazoa; Arthropoda; Insecta; Diptera; Drosophilidae
Gene: Dim1
Product: thioredoxin-like protein Dim1
Exons: 2
Coding region: 90-518 (142 amino acids)
Biological process (GO): mRNA splicing, via spliceosome
Cellular component (GO): U5 snRNP; spliceosomal complex; U4/U6 x U5 tri-snRNP complex
Source: RefSeq, a predicted model, not a curated record
GUCACAUUUAUUCAGACAGUGUGUCGCUUGGGAUUUGUUUACGUUUAGUUAUUUUCGCAAACGAAUAAGAAUAAAAACAAUUCGCCAAGAUGUCGUAUAUGUUACCGCAUUUACACAAUGGCUGGCAAGUGGACCAGGCCAUAUUAUCAGAGGAGGACCGAGUCGUUGUCAUACGCUUUGGACACGAUUGGGAUCCGGCGUGCAUGAAAAUGGACGAGGUAAUGUACAGCAUUGCCGAGAAGGUCAAAAACUUUGCUGUCAUCUAUUUGGUGGACAUAACGGAGGUGCCCGAUUUCAAUAAAAUGUACGAAUUGUACGAUCCCUGCACGGUCAUGUUCUUUUUCCGCAACAAACAUAUUAUGAUUGAUUUGGGCACCGGUAAUAACAACAAGAUCAACUGGCCGCUGGAGGAUAAACAGGAAAUGAUUGACAUUGUGGAGACGGUAUAUCGUGGCGCACGUAAAGGACGUGGUUUGGUGGUUUCGCCCAAGGAUUACUCAACCAAAUAUAGAUACUAAGCACUAAUUUGUUUAGUACAUUAGUUUAGGCUUUAUAAAUGUUUGCGAAAAAGCUUGAUUGUAGCCCAAAAUGAAAUGUCUUUGGACUUUGGCAACUUUUGUGUAUAUUUUUCUUUUGGUUUAUUAUUUUGUUGUUGUCACAUUUCUCAAUAAUAUCGCUAACAUUUACAUCAAA